AUGCCCUUUUGGCUUCAUCCGACGGUCCACAUCAAAAAGGGAAACAAGGCUCCUCCAUCCUCAAAUACCGUUCAUCAUCCCAUCACUCAUCGGAACAUUUCAGAGAGAGAGAGAGUUGAGGUGAAUACGAUGUCGUUUUGUUCCUCUUUAUCAUCUCCUCAAUCCAUCUCUCUUUUCUCCAAGCCUUUCCAUGGUGAUAAACCUGUGAGCGUCUCUCUUAGCUCUCGCAUCAGAGCUUCUGCUGACGUUCCUGAUUUUCUCUCCGCAGAUUGGCUUGAAUCUCGCAGGAAAAGACCGUUUGGUCCCAGGCUGAAUUUUAGUGCAGAAGAAGCUGUUCAGUACCAGCUUGAUGCAUUGAAGUAUAAUGACCAACCUCGUCAAGAUUAUGGGAUUGAGGUUAUGUACAGGUUUGCUGGAUUUGAUCCCUUUGAAAGGUCUACCUACUUUGGGCCCUUCUUUGAUUUGGGGCAGUUUGAACGGUUCCGACGGAUUUUCCACCAUUCAUCCUAUCGAGUGUUGCUUUGUCAUAGGGAAAGAAAGAUCUUGAGCAGUUUGUGGGUGAAGGAGAACCGAUUCAAGCAGCGGGUUUGGAUUCGAGGAACUCGUCCAGAGGAAGAAGAAAUAUUUCAAUUUACCAUGUUUCAGAGGGUUGGUGGUUCAUGGGAUGGUUAUUGGUUGACAGAGAGUUUACUUCACGAUGGGGAUAGUUUUUCUGGUGGUGUGGCUUAUUGAGCAGCCAAUUCACAUACAAAGAUGAUGGACUUCUGCAAAUUAGCAGCAUCAUCUUGUUGAGGGUGACAACAGGUUAUGUACAUAUGUAUUAGAAUUUCAAUUUGAUGUCAUAUUUAUCAAAAUAAGCUGGUUCACCUUUGUAAAUUGGAAUUUGUAUAUUCAAUUCUAUACCUUGUGGUCUAGGAGCAGCAGAUUUGUCUGCUCCCGGUACGCCACUAGAACCAUUGAAAUUUUUUCUGUAAUGUAGUCUUUUUGUUUUCUUUUCUUCUU
Messenger RNA from Vitis vinifera (wine grape), 1002 nucleotides. RefSeq lists its product as uncharacterized. The transcript has 7 exons. NCBI's taxonomy places the organism in Eukaryota, Viridiplantae, Streptophyta, Magnoliopsida, Vitales, Vitaceae. The record is from RefSeq and is a predicted model, not a curated record. The coding region runs from base 1 to 732 and encodes 243 amino acids.